UGCUGCCUAUGACAGAGAGCUGCAAGCUUUUCAGGACAUUGGAGAUGCCGGGGAAGUUUGGUUUGGAGAGGAAAGCAUGACUCGCAUCAUCAGAUGGCUGGAAAAGCAAAAGGUCCCCCUUGACAGCCCUGUGCUUGACAUUGGAACUGGAAAUGGUGUUUUACUGAUUGAAUUGGCAAAGUCUGGCUACAUGAAUCUCACAGGGAUUGACUACUCUCCUUCUGCAAUACAGCUGUCAGAAAAAGUAAGAGAGAAAGAAGGGAUGUCCAACAUUAAAUUAAAGGUAGAAGACUUCCUGGCUCCAUCAGCUGAGCUGUCAGGAUUUGAGAUUUGUAUUGACAAGGGGACUUUUGAUGCCAUAAGCCUCAAUCCUGAUAAUGCAGCAGCCAAGAGGAAGCAGUACGUGAGAUCCCUGUGCAGUGUGUUGAAACCAGAGGGCUUUUUCCUCAUCACAUCUUGCAACUGGACCAAGGAGGAGCUGUUGAACGAGUUCAGAGAAGGAUUUGAGGUUCUGGAGGAGCUGCCAACACCCAAGUUUUGCUUUGGAGGAAGAAUUGGGAACAGUGUAACAGCAUUGGUUUUCCAAAGGAAAAAAAGUGAGGCCAUCCAUCUUGGACAAAUUAGAUGAGAUGAGAAAAGCCUGAACUUCAAACCUGACAGAAAACCUCAGACGUAUGUGUAAAUAAAUGCUCUUUGAGUACACAGUAAAAUACUAUGUAUGGAGCUCUGAAGGGCUGUAAAACGUCACC
Molecule: messenger RNA, 749 nt
Organism: Nestor notabilis (Kea)
Lineage: Eukaryota; Metazoa; Chordata; Aves; Psittaciformes; Psittacidae
Gene: EEF1AKMT2
Product: methyltransferase like 10
Exons: 5
Coding region: 77-628 (183 amino acids)
Biological process (GO): peptidyl-lysine dimethylation; peptidyl-lysine monomethylation
Cellular component (GO): cytoplasm
Molecular function (GO): protein-lysine N-methyltransferase activity
Source: RefSeq, a predicted model, not a curated record